GUUGUGUUUUUCAUUUACGAUCUCAUUCUUGUUGUCUUAUUCACGAUCGCGGUGCUACAGUCGGACAUGAGUGCAUCGUUAUCCUACACUAUUUACGUAACGGAGUCAAUCUCAUCCGCUACUGUUUUGCUCUUGACUUCUGCACUUUUACUAUGUGUUCUUCCUACGAUAAUUUGGACAGCCUACAUUGCAUACUUGGACAUUCUAUUCAUUGCCGAAAUUGAUCGCGGCCUAGAGCUCGUACAAGAGCUCAACGACAACCCUUCUUAUGAUGAUGUUGCACCAAAAAUCAAUGAUUUCUAG
This is a messenger RNA of Strongylus vulgaris, 303 nucleotides long. NCBI's taxonomy places the organism in Eukaryota, Metazoa, Nematoda, Chromadorea, Rhabditida, Strongylidae. The record is from the annotation of a GenBank genome assembly.